AUGCCUGAAGAAAAGAAAUCGAAUCGAAAAAAUGAACCUAAAGAACAAAGGAGGUCUAGACGGCGAAACGAUCAACAAGUUGUGAAAAGAGAGGAAAACCAGCAAACGUCUAAACAACCAGAGAUAAAUCCCAAAAUUACAGCACCAGAAAAACCAGCAUAUGAACCACCUGGACCAGAAUUUUAUAAGAGUUUAAAAAGAGAAACAGAUGAAAUACUUAAAAUAACAGAGGAAGCCAACUUAAAGUAUAAAAAGAAGGAAAUACAAAGUAAUUGGGCCAAAUAUGAAAUGCCAAUUGAGAGCUAUAAUGAAAUUGAAGAACAAGAGAAUAUGGGAGCUGAUUUUGAGACUCUUAUUCAAGCACCUUUAUCAAUUGGAGGACAUUUUCAGUUCAAACACGAAAAAUCCUGGGAUAUUAGUUCGGGGCCUUCUUUAUAUGACAAAUAUUUUGAAAUUGACAUGGACAAACUAGCUAUAGCUCUUUCAACAAUACCAUUCUAUGAAAGAAAUAGUUUGGAUAAAUCUAUUUUUAACGAAACAGAUAUAUUAAAUAUGAACAAUAGAGUUACUAAAUUCAAACAAAAAUACUAUAACGACAAAUCAUAUACGACACCAGAAUUAGAUGUUCAAGAAAAGAUUUUGAAUAGUUUAACAAAAUCAGACGAAAAUGACAAAAGCGACAAAAAUAUCACUUAUGAAGACAAAGAAGAUAUUACUCAAAUAAAAACUAAUCUUUCAGAUUUUACUAAAAGCCUAGAUAUUAGUAAUGAACUUAUGUCUGAAAAUGUAAUUAAAAUAUCAGAAAAGAGUCUGGCUACGAAAGAUAAAGAAACACUAAUGACUACAAAUGAACCUAAAUUAGAUAAAAUAGAAACUGAGGAAAUUAAACCAAGUGAGCCUGACAACUUAGAAGAAAACAAAGAGGAUAUAAAGAUACUUACUAAUACUAAAACGAUACAAGUAGACAAGAAAUUUGUGGAUGAUAUCGAAGACAUAAUAGACAUUGUAAAAAAUAAUGCAGAUGAUAUGAAGAAAGAAAAUACUGAAAAGAGUGCUGAUAUAGAGCAGAAAACAGAAAAAUUAUAUGAAGGUGCUGAUGAUUCAGUAAAAGAAACUAAAUUAUCGAAAAAUCCUAUCAUUGAAUCUCCAGAAGACCUCGAGAAGUGGCUUGACGAUUUCUUGGAUGGCUAA
Parnassius apollo (apollo) is the source of this 1191-nucleotide messenger RNA. The record is from the annotation of a GenBank genome assembly. NCBI's taxonomy places the organism in Eukaryota, Metazoa, Arthropoda, Insecta, Lepidoptera, Papilionidae.